CCGGGCUGCCAUUAUAGUUACAGGUCGCUGAAUUUUGUUAGAGUUGUAAAUAUUACUUCAGUUCCAAGAGUCUGAAGUGAGUAGUUGAUCAUUGUUACUAAGGCAACACUGUUUGAGUGAUGCAUCCACCAUUGGGUUAUGUGCGUGUGAAAGUGGAGAAUGAGCUAUUCACCGUCGAGAAGCAUGUGCUGAUUGAAAGCAGUGACUACUUCAGGGCUCUCUUUGAGUCGGGCAUGCGGGAGUGCACUCAGGAGGAGAUCCAGCUGCAUGAGCUAACAGCCUGUGGCUUUAAUGUCAUGUUGAAAGUCCUGAAAGAGGAGCAGCCUAUUCUGGACAGUGACAGAAUCCUUGAUGCCAUUGAAUGCGCAGCCUUUCUACUAGUGAAGCCUCUGACACAGCAUCUGAUUCAUACAAUCAAUUCAAGUAACUGUCUCCUGAUGCUCCAGGCUGCAGCUACAUUUGGGUUAAUUGAUUUGGUUCAUGCCUCAGCCCUGUUUAUUAGGGAUGUUUACAAGAAUGUAAGGGAAGAUUUGAGCUUUUUGCCUGAAGACCAGUUGGAUUAUAUUGAAUCCCUGUCUCCAAGUACAUUUGUGGCGGUGGCUACUCACUUCCCUUCAGAACAUCACUUGGAUGACUUUUCUAGAACCAUGUGUUAUUUGGACGAAACAGACAAUCAUUGGAUACCCUUGAGUUUGUUACCAGAUAAAGCCAGCACGUCUCUCGCUGGCAUUACCGUGCUGGGCAACAAUAUCUACAUAGUUGGAGGGGUUGAUGGACUGAGCAAGCAGAUUGUAAAGCCUUGUUUUUGCUAUGAUACUGAAAAAAACAGCUGGAGUGAAUUUUCAAGCCUUCAACAUCCUCGCUACAACCUGACAUUGACUGGACAAGAUGGUUGCUUGUUUGCCCUGGGAGGAAUGUGCAAGAAUACAGUUCUUGCCACUGUCGAAAAGUACCAUGUGGCAUCUAACAUGUGGUCCUUUGCUGCACAUCUGCCUCGCCCUGGAGCAGGUAUAGCCUGUGCCCGCACGAUGGGGAGGAUCUUUGUGUGUCUUUGGUUACCAUUGGACACCACAGAUGUCUAUGAGUAUAGGACCCAUAAAGACAAAUGGCUCCUUGUAACUACACUAAAACGCCAACAAAGCUAUGGUCAUUGCAUGGUUGCACAUAAUGACAAUCUGUAUGUUAUGAGAAAUGGACCAGCAGAUGAUUUCUUGAGGUGCAUGAUUGAUUGCUUCAAUCUGACAAGGCAACAAUGGACUGCAUUGUCUGGUCAAUACGUGAACAGCAAAGGUGCACUUUUUACAGCAGCCAUCAGAGGGGAUACAGUUUUUACAGUAAACCGGAUGUUAACUCUAAUUUAUAACAUCCAGGAAGACAAAUGGAAGCCAGCAAAGGAAGGGGCAGGAUUUCCUCGAAGUGGUUCUAUGCACACAUUCUUACUAAGAUUGCCGAAGAAUCGAUUGUCUGCUCUGCAACAAAACUAAAGUCGGGAAGUGAUUUGUAAUGCUCCCUAUGUACUCUUCAUUCUAAAAACUGAUAAGGUAGGAGUGGGGAAAGAACAAUUUGCAAAUAUAUUGUUUAGAUUCAUUUAUAGGACCCAUUAAAAUGGUUUUCAGCAUUAACUUGUCCAGGAAUGAAAGUGGUUGUGCAAUUAUCUGAAUGAGGAAUCAGUCGUUUCCUUUUGCUGAAUAUUUCAAUUAAAUCAUCGUUCAUGGGGACAGAAGGUCAUUCAGUCCACAAAUCUUUGAAGUAGAAAGUUCUCAAUUUGCUCAGUUUAAAAUCUUGUCUGCUGAUUUUCUACUCCUAGGCAAUGUGAAUGCUAGAUAAUAUUGAAGAUUGUUAUUGAGAAAGCUAAGAUGUGCCUUUGGUUGUAAGAUGAAAUUAAAGAUAAUCAGAAUUAAAGUUUUAUAGUCAUGAUUGCCUUCCAUUGGCUACC
This is a messenger RNA of Chiloscyllium plagiosum (whitespotted bambooshark), 1936 nucleotides long. The record is from RefSeq and is a predicted model, not a curated record. Lineage: Eukaryota; Metazoa; Chordata; Chondrichthyes; Orectolobiformes; Hemiscylliidae.